GCGUAGCAUUCUCAUAAUUCGCGCGUUACGCGACUUCACUUCGUUCGAUCCAAAAUGGCAGCACAUUUCGAUUUUCGAUCGCCGAUCGAUAGUUUUCAACAUGUCCGUUUAGGAAGCAACAGAUUCAUUUUAUAAUACACUGUUUAUUUAUUGAAAAUUUAAAUAAGGAACAGUAGAUUUUAUAUUAAUUUCGUUCUUGAUGCAAGUUUGAUUCCUAAAAAGUGGAAAUCAGAUUUAAACCGUUCGCUUUUAGUGCAAGUGCGACGCCCUGAGGGUUGAAAUUUGUACCUCGUCGAAUUUAAAAAAUUGAAACGAAAAUGGUUAAUAUAGAAGAUUACGAAAAAGAAUUGAAGGAGAUGUGCGAGAAAGCCCGAGGAGCAGGAUUCUCCCAAUCGCAAGUUGACGAGGCACUGAACCACAGUUUUGCUAUUGUGCAAAAGAGGAAUCGAAACAAUUCUUAUUGGAUUAAAUAUAUGCUCUUUGCAAGUUUCUUAAUGUUUCUAUGUCUCUUUGUGGGAAUUGGAUACGAUAGGAAGUAUCUAAUGACAACAGUUCAAAGGAACUUGCAAAAUUUCAUAUACCCUGGCUUAAAAUUAUGGAGGAUUUUGGCUUUGUCCGUGAUUCACAAUUACCCUUCUUUAUCAGAAUUGUACGAUGAAUGGUGUUUAAUAGAGAAUCCAUUAUUCUAUGUUAACGAAAUGGACUGCGGGCCCUGCAGCAUAGUCAACUUCGUCCCAGAUUUGAUGAACCACUCAAUCUCCAGGUCGUUCGAUCCUGGGAUUCCUUACUGCAAGACAGAAGACUUCACCGAAUUGCAAAUGAACGAUAUUAGAAGGUUGAUUCAGGAGAAUCAAGGAGUAUUCGAAAGGAAUGCGCAUAAGGUGGUUUCCAACAAUCGAACUUACAGGACUAUAAACGAUUUGAUGCAAAUGGGAGAUUCUUCGAUGGAAAGGAGAAAUCAUAUCGGUUGGAGAAUAAAUCGUAUGGAGCCGGCUAGGAUCGUGCGUGAACUGUUCCCAAGGCCAAGGGAAACGCCGUUAUGGUUCGAACAGAGCAUAGAGAGAUUCAUUCUGUUCGACGAAGCCGAAUCUCCGGCGUACUCGUUGCCUGCCACGGAGUGUGCGAACGUGAUGGUCAGGGUAGCGGCAGGCACGAGGCUGAUUAGGAUCAUUGCGAGCCCCGAGUGUCAUUCGUCUUGCGAACCGAAGACGGUUUUAUUAUCUCCAGGGAAGAUUCUGUGGUACAACUGGUGGUACUGGCGACCGGUAAGCCUGCCCGGUGGCGUUGACCCAAUGAGCCUUACGAUAACUUACAUCGCGUCCUUCUGCUAAUUCAUGCGCAAGCUUCCGUUUGAAGAGCACCGGCAGCAGCGAAAGAAGCGCGAACAAGCAUAGAACGCCGACGCUGUUCCAGGACCAAGCGUCAGCG
This is a messenger RNA of Ceratina calcarata, 1428 nucleotides long. RefSeq lists its product as uncharacterized. The record is from RefSeq and is a predicted model, not a curated record. The transcript has 6 exons. The coding region runs from base 318 to 1331 and encodes 337 amino acids. NCBI's taxonomy places the organism in Eukaryota, Metazoa, Arthropoda, Insecta, Hymenoptera, Apidae.